This is a messenger RNA of Acanthopagrus latus (yellowfin seabream), 3404 nucleotides long. Its product is annotated as testican-2-like. The record is from RefSeq and is a predicted model, not a curated record. Gene Ontology annotation, molecular function: calcium ion binding; protein binding. Lineage: Eukaryota; Metazoa; Chordata; Actinopteri; Spariformes; Sparidae. The coding region runs from base 36 to 1286 and encodes 416 amino acids. The transcript is spliced from 11 exons.
AAAAAACAAAAAAAACAAAAAACUGCCCGAGCAACAUGUUCGCUGUGCGGAUCGCCGCCUGCCUGUCCCUGCUGGCGGGCUUCUCGCUCCAGGUGGACGUGAAAAGUGGCAAAGAGGCGGGGAAAGCCGGGAAUUUCAUGGAAGAUGAGCAAUGGCUGUCAACCAUCUCCCAGUACAGCCGGAAGAUCAAGCACUGGAAUCGCUUCAGAGACGAAGUCGAGGACGACUACAUCAAAAACACAGAGGAGAACACGGGCUCUGAUGAAACUGUGGACACCACCAAGGACCCGUGCCAGAAUGUGAAGUGCAGCCGCCACAAGGUGUGCGUCGCUCAGGGCUACCAGAGGGCCAUGUGUGUCAACCGCAAGAAACUGGAGCACAGGGUCAAACAGUCAGGCCAGCCGGAGUCCCACGACAGCAGCUGCAAGCCUUGUCCCGUCACCGCCUCCUCACCCGUCUGCGGCUCUGACGGACACAACUACGCCUCUGAGUGUAAGCUGGAGCAGCAGGCCUGCCUCACAGGCAAAGACCUGAACAUCAUGUGCAGUGGCUUCUGCCCGUGUGCCACGACCUCCAUUGCAAACACCGACACAAAACGCGAGAGCUGCACUGGCCAGGACCUGGCAGACCUGGGCGACCGCCUGAGAGACUGGUUCCAACUCCUUCAUGGAAACGCGAAGCAGAAUAACUCUGGCAAGCUCGGCGCUGGCACCGCUUCAGCGCUGGACAAGAGCCUCGUGGCCAGCUGCAAGGACUCCAUCGGCUGGAUGUUCUCGAGGCUGGACACCAACAGCGACCUGUAUCUGGACCAGGCCGAGCUGGCCGCCAUCAACCUGGACAAGUACGAGGUCUGCAUCCGACCUUUCUUCAACUCCUGCGACAGCUACAAGGAUGGGAAGGUCUCCACGGCGGAGUGGUGCCUCUGCUUCUGGAGAGAAAAGCCGCCGUGCCUCGCCGAGCUGGAGAGGAUCCAAGUGCAGGAGGCGGCCAAGAAGAAGCCCGGGAUGUACAUCCCCAGCUGCGACGAGGACGGCUACUACAGGAAAGUUCAGUGCGACCAGAGCCGAGGGGAGUGCUGGUGCGUUGACCAGCACGGCGGAGAGAUGAUGGGCACCAGAAUCCAUGGCAACCCAGACUGCGAUGAAGUGGUGGGGUACUCCGGAGAUUUUGGCAGCGGAGUGGGAUGGGAGGAUGAAGAAGAGAAGGAGGCGGAGGACAACGGAGAGGAAGCAGAAGAGGAGGAGGAGGAGGAGGGCGAGGCAGACGAUGGCGGGUACAUCUGGUAGGACUGUCUGACCCCACGCGGAGAGCCGAGUCACAGCUGCCGGCCUGGAAAUCUACAAAGAUGGCUCUCUCCUUGCAGCAAAAGAUUUUGGUAUCGGACUCGGGAGGCAUGGAAUUGUGUAUCAUCCUGGUGGGAUAUGUGGUGCUGGUCCUAGGGGAUGAGACAAUGACCAGUUUUUGUCUUAGAUAUGUGUAAUUGCUUCAUUCUCCUCUCUGUUUUUUGAGCAACGGAGCUUUUUGUUUUGCCGUCCUGGAAAGCAGGACCCACUGACUACUGCGCCAUAGGUAGCUAAAGUCCAUCAGAAUUCCAAUCUUGUCCGAUCGCCAUCUAUGCAUAUAGAGAUUACCCAUAAUUUUGUAUCGUGUGAACAGUUGCUUGAGCAUUAGAGCCGCCGUCCCACUGGAAUGACCAGAGAUUUCAACUUUUAAGGAUUAGUUUGACAUUUUGGGAAAUAGGCUUGUUUGCUUUCUUGCUGGGAGUUUCAUCACUCUCACAUUAAAGGUACAAUAUGUAAGAAAUCGUCACCUGUCAGAUGAAUUCUCUAAACAAAUAGGGAACAGCUGUUAUCUGCUAACGGUAGCUGCCAUUAGCUAGUUAGCUCAGUUAGCAGUGCAGCUAGCAAUCCUAUUAGCUGGCUCUGCCCAGAGCGGGAUUACCGGGUGAGUGCUGGUGUUGUUUGCAUCAUUAGCAUAGGAGCCCAAGACUGCUGAAAAGAGGAAGUUUUCAGGGUACAAAGCAGGGAUUGCUGGAGGGUAGUGGCGCCGGAAUGGGUGCCAGUACCCGAGCUAGUUCUGGGCUCAGCAGCCUCACAGUUUUUUAAAUAUUUUAAACUAAAGAAUUUACAUAUUGCACCUUUAAAUAGGAAGCUAGAGCUUGGAGAGGGAUAGCUUAGCCUAGCAUAAACACUGGAAAUAGAUGCCUCAGUGCAUUUAAAGGUACAAAUCAGCCCAAACCUUUUGAAGCUCAUUAUUGUACAACCGGUUUCGUCUGCACAAAAACCAAAUUGUGAAAACAUCCAGGAGGUCACAUGAAGAAAUGGCGCUUUUACAGCUCCUGCAGAGAAUAAACAAAAAGGAUGACGUGCUCGUCAGUGAGCUUUAGAGGAGGCGCCGGGUGGAUUUAGACACAUCUAGACCGAGACAUGCUAGCUUUAAACAAAACAACAGAACAACAGAGUUAGCGGCUAACUGGUGAAGACAGCAUUUAGCAGUUAAAGAGCCCAAUUUUCCCUCAGGAGUUGGUGGAGACCAAAAACAGAGCUAAAAGAUGGUGAAUUUUGGACUUAUAUUCUUCAGGUGGCCAGAAAAAAAACUUGAAAUGGAUUGCUAAUGCUACUCAAUGUCUACUGUGUAAAUGUUUGCUAACAAGUUCGUCAUAUCACCCUUAAAAGUGAUGCCAAGUCAAUAUAUUGUUCACAAUUUAUUUCCGCAGCCCCCUAGUGGCCAAACAGAGCAGUCAUUGCAGCUUUGAUUUAAGCUAAUCCGAGCAUCUUCUGGCGUGGUGUUGCUCUUCUCAUCUCUCUAGAAUGGGUCGCAAAUACUGUAAGUGUAUUUCCCGAAAUGUCAAAGUAUUCCUCUGAAGCAGGUCAGUGCAAUGUGGUUACAUAUUUCCAAACCGACUCUGUACAUAAAUCCAGCAUAAAUGAUCUGUGACGCAGAUUUGACUUUGACUUGUUUAACAGGUGCACCCACAGGAUGGAUCCACUUAUACAGGACCUACAUUUCCAGUCAGAUUACUUUUAUCGAAAAACCUGUAGAAUGUACUAUAAUGACCCCCCCCACCGAAAAUGCACCUUGAGUAGAAAAAACACUAGUCGCUCUCUUCUGCUAACUCUGAAAUCAUGUCAAAGAAUGUGCCACAACUAUGUUUUUAUUCUGAGUUUGCAAAUUGGAAAAAAAAAAGAUCUGUAUUUUGUGUUUAUAUGGAAAAAAAAACGUGUGCAUUUACUUGAAGUUCUGUGUGUAUACUUUUUUUUUUUUUAUCUAUGAGAAUAUCGUCGCGUGUCUUCAUUCAUGCUAUUGGUAGGCCAGACAUUUGGUUGUUUUUAGUAUUGCAUGUUAGUAAAUAAGAAUGUACUUCUAGGCUGAGCACUUUACUAAUAAAGGCACUGGAGCCAAAA